Messenger RNA from Bursaphelenchus xylophilus (pine wood nematode), 1682 nucleotides. NCBI's taxonomy places the organism in Eukaryota, Metazoa, Nematoda, Chromadorea, Rhabditida, Aphelenchoididae. The record is from the annotation of a GenBank genome assembly.
AUGGAAGAAGAGAUCUUAGAGUUUGAAGAGAUCGAGUUCCACAAUUUUAUCAGAAAGCACGUUGUAAGUGUAAGAUUUUUUCCUUUAUCUCAAUUUAGGUAUGUCUUCUUUUCCUAAUUGGACUCUAUUUUCUGAGCUUUCAAAUUAUUCAACGGUUCAAGACAAGGUCCGACAACGACGAUUUGUAUUCCGGAGACGAGGAUUUUAUAGUCUACAGGAUAUCGUAAGUAGAUGUAACGAGUCUGUGAUUUUUAGAGUAUGGAUGUGCACCUUCUCCCUGGCCGUGUCCAUUGGGGCCAUCACUCUCUUACCAUUCUCCGUAUUAGGUUCUGAAGUGUUGUUGUUGUAUCCUGACAACUUUUAUUUCAAAUGGCUAAACAUGUCGUUGAUUUCAUCUCUGUGGAACUACAUCUUCCUUUUGAGUAACGUCUCUUUAUUCUUUCUUCUUCCCUUUGCCUACUUCUUUCUUGAAUCUCAAGGUCUCAGUUUUCACCAUCGGCCCAAACCUUUUCUCUCUCGUGUUUAUGAGACUAUCGCUGUCUGUGUUUUAGUGUUCAUUUUGAUGAUAUGUUUAGCUAAUGUUGCUUAUUCGCUUUAUCAGCCCGAGGGUCUUCAUUUGGUUCUCUCUUUGCUCAAUUUCUCAAAUCUUUCGAUUCCAUUGGUCUAUUCUCUAGUGUCCUUGGUUGGAGUUGCUCUUCUCUUGAUUUCAACUCCAAUUGGGUUCGCCAAGAUGUUUGACUUUGCCACAACUUUAUUAAUCGACGAAGAAGAAGAAGUUAAUGUUGAGAUUAACGACAACCUCGUGGAAGGUAAUGCGGUUACAAGUUCCACAAGCGCCACAGAUGUUUUAAUUCGGAAAAGACUGAUUGGAAGCGCGGGCGAUGCCAAUCUAAACUCCAGAGAAUUCGAGCAGCUGAAAAUGGAUAAACCCAAGAUUUCGAUGUUUCGAUUGUUCUUUGAUACAGUGAAAUAUCCGGUUGUUAUGGUUAUGCUGGUUACAUUAACUGUGAGUCAGACUCUAGUAAUUGUUACCUUUAUUUAGGUGUUCUCAGUGUCGAUUGUCUUGAUAAAUACAUUCAAGUUGACAUUUGGAUUCAGAGAACUCAACGAGUAUGUACAAUAUGUGGAGGUAUGUGUGUCUCAAUAGCAAUAAAAUUUUAGGUUCGAUCACGUCAUCGAUUUGGGAUUCCUGGAGCUCUGGUAGAAAAUCUGAUAAUUGUGUAAGUGUUGUGUAAAUCAUUUUACCUUAUUUUAGGUACAUCUUCUUCUCUGCCCUGGUUGGCGUUUAUUCGAUGCCCCUACUUCGAAGGGUCAGACCCAAGAAGAAACAAACGUCCAUGACAAAUGUUAUUGCCAAUUGUGUGACCAUCUUAAUGCUGAGCUCAGCGUUACCCAUACUGGCGAACACUCUCGGUAAGUUUUUGUAUUUUACUUCGAAUGUUUAGGUAUCACUUCGUUCGACCUUCUAGGUGGGUUUGGCCAUCUUAAUUGGAUCUCAAACUUUUCGUUGGUUUGGUUUUGCAAUAUCUUCUUCGCGAUUGCUUCCUCGAUUUGUCUUCUGAAUAAGUUUACAUUCAAAGUUCGGGUAGAAUUAUGGAAAAGGUAGGGGAAUGUAAUUUUAUUACGUAGAAUGCCUUAGGAUCUCACAAAUCGGUUCAAGAAGAACCUUAAAGCAAGAUUAA